AUCGUCCUGAUGACGUUACCGUGGAGCUUGCAAGAAACGGCCUGGAAGGAUGGUUCGGAAGAUUUAUGCCAUUCCUUUGACAUCAUGUCCGCCGAGUACAGACUGAAAACAUGCCAAUGGCUGAAGAAGAAAGAUGGAAUCGUUCAAGUUAACUGCACUUAUAGCUCGAGUAUCGUCCUGAUGACGUUACCGUGGAGCUUGCAAGAAACGGCCUGGAAGGAUGGUUCGGAAGAUUUAUGCCAUUCCUUUGACAUCAUGUCCGCCGAGUACAGACUGAAAACAUGCCAAUGGCUGAAGAAGAAAGAUGGAAUCGUUCAAGUUAACUGCACUUUAUACUAUCAUUAUUAUUUCAGUUCCAUAUCGAUAUUUGAUACCAGCACCAAAUGGUACACCGUUUUUCUCGUCUUUCAGUCGCUUCCGGAAGAGUGGAGGCGCUGCAAAGAAGAAUACCCCCUGUAUCUUUACUUCGUGCGAUUAAAGAGCGAAAGGAACGUCUCCAAUUUACGACCACCUUUGAACAGCAAGCCUUUAUGCUUAGAAAUGAUAACGAAAGGACAGCUGAAAGAAUACGACAUUAAGGUAUCUUUUUCGAAUUACACGUCGAGGGUGUUCGCCCACCUCGUUUCUCUCUCUCUCGAUCUGUCGGAAUUGAGCCAAAAGGCGGUCCCCUGUCCGCACGAAGUCGUCAUAGACUUUUCUGUGUUAUUACAGACACUCAAUGGUUCUGAAACAGAACGUUCGGUUACUCUAUGGAUGAAAGUGUUGAAGCCUUACCUAUUGCUGGCAACAGUUAAAGAAGCUACUUUCACAUUCAGCAAAGACGUGCAGAUGUUACCUUUACCUGUCCCCAAAAUCUUCAAUGGUAUCGACGUCCGUAAUCUCAGCUGUUUAUCCUGCGGGUUCACUUCUUUAAGUUACGGUAACUUUCCCUAUUUUCCAAAAUUGCGCAUCUUGCGUUUUCCUUAUAAUGAAAUCCGUUAUAUCGAGUCUCGGGCCUUCUGCACCCUUCCCAACUUGGAGCAGUUAGACUUAACGGGUAACCCCCUUUUGGGUUUUCCAUCGGCUAUCUUUUUUUUAUCUCGUCUCUUCCUCUUGAAUUUUGACUUCAUAUCACCUCCCGGUAAUUUCUUUGUUUUAAGACUCAAAUACGUUUCUUCAGCAACUCGCUUGAAGUCUGUUCUAAACAUGGAAGGAACGCCCCUUCAGUAUCUUCCGGACGAUUCCUUCGCUCAUUUUUACCCCUUCAUUCUGAAACUGAAAAAUUGCAAAAUCGGAAGGAUCUAUUCCGGAGCUUUUCGAGGAUUGACCGGACUAACUACCUUGAUCUUGUCCUCGAAUUCCAUUAUAGACUUAGACGUUAAAACCUUCCAGGAUUUGAAGAACUUAAGUAUUUUGAUUUUGAACAACAACCGCAUAGAGUCCGUUGGAGAGUAUCUAUUUUUCUCUCUCUCUAAACUGAGUGUUUUGGCUCUUUCCAGAAAUCAGAUACAACAACUUCCGGUCGGUAUUUUUCGAAAUUUAAACCAAUUACAACACAUCGAUCUGAGUCAUAACAAACUGACUUUCUGGAAAUCUGACACCUUCAGUGGUUUACCGAAUCUACGAAAUUUAAGUCUUAUCGGCAAUUUGAUUUCCGUGUUGGAAUCGUCGAUGAUCCGUGACGUGAAACAUGUACGGAGAGUGCAGUUGGACGGGAAUCCUUUCGAUUGCAAUUCUUGUCUUUUGCCUCUGAUGAUCCAUUGGGUGCGAAAUAACACCCCCAAUUUGGACUACGACAGAUACGUUUGCCGUUUUACGAAAGAAAAUCAGAAUCGAAUCUUAUUGAUAAAUGCCACCUAUCAACAGGAUUUAUGCAUUGUCCUUCCCAUUAACUAUUUCGUUUGCGUGGGUAUUCCUUUGCUCGUGUUAACAUUUUUCCUCUUCUUGUUUUCGUCCAUGGGCUACAGAUAUCGCUGGUAUAUCAGAUAUUUCGUGUUCUACGUUCGCUUGAAAAUUUCUAAUUACGAAGAGACAAAGAAUUUCGACAGUUAUUUAUAUGACGUCUUCAUUUCAUACAGCUCUAAGGAUAGAGAAUUUGCCAAGAAACUUCUGGACAAGAUAGAAAACGACUUCGGCCUGCGCGUGUGCAUAGACGAGAGGGACUUCCUGCUCGGAAAUUUAAUUACUGACAACAUUGUACGCAGCAUCGAUAAUUCCAGAAAAGUGAUUCUUGUCCUUUCCGAAAACUUCGUACGCAGCGAGUUUUGCAAAUUCGAGAUGCAACUGGCGCAGCACCGGCUGUUCGAAACAAACAAUUCUCUGAUAUUGCUCAAAUAUGGCUCCAUUCCUGAUGACAUCAUCAGCAAGAAGCUGCGCUACCUGAUGAAAACCAUAAACUACAUCGAGUGGCACAACUCCGAAGAUUCCGCUCGGCUUUUUUGGCUGCGCUUGAACAAUGCAUUGAAGAAAAACAUACCCUCCGAUAACGACAAAAGUUUUAUAUAG
Centruroides sculpturatus (bark scorpion) is the source of this 2484-nucleotide messenger RNA. RefSeq names its product toll-like receptor 13. Gene Ontology annotation, biological process: immune response; toll-like receptor signaling pathway; inflammatory response. Lineage: Eukaryota; Metazoa; Arthropoda; Arachnida; Scorpiones; Buthidae. Gene Ontology annotation, cellular component: membrane. The transcript is spliced from 2 exons. Gene Ontology annotation, molecular function: transmembrane signaling receptor activity; protein binding. The annotation marks the transcript as partial. The record is from RefSeq and is a predicted model, not a curated record.